Molecule: messenger RNA, 686 nt
Organism: Magnolia sinica
Lineage: Eukaryota; Viridiplantae; Streptophyta; Magnoliopsida; Magnoliales; Magnoliaceae
Exons: 2
Coding region: 1-636 (211 amino acids)
Source: RefSeq, a predicted model, not a curated record
AUGAGACAAUUGAUAAGAGUGUCCAGGAUCGAAUUAACAAGGAGAAAGAACAUUGAGAAAAAAACUCUUGUUAGAAUCAUUGCUGUGGUGAAGACAUUAGCUAGAAACAAUCUUGCGUUUUGGGGGAGGAAGGAAAAAUUAUAUGAAGAUAAUAAUGGAAACUUUUUAAGCCUGAUAGAGAUGAUAGCAGAGUUAGAUCCUAUAAUGCAAGAACAUAUUAAACGUGUUCAAGUACAUGAGAUUCAUAAUCAUUACUUGGGACAUAACAUACAAAAUGAGUUGAUUUUGAUGUUAGCCGAUGAAGUCAAAAGUAUGAUCAUUAAGAAAAUCAAGGUAGAUAACACAUCGGGGAAAAGACUUUUUGACGAACUUUUAAGUACACUAAAGAAACAUGAUCUUGAUGUGGAUGAUGUUAGAGGACAAGGCUAUGAUAAUGGAUCUAACAUAAAAGGUAACAAACAAGGUGUGCAAAAAAAGCUUUUAGAUUUAAAUCCUAGAGCAUUUUAUACUCCUUGUGGCUGUCAUAGUUUGAAUUUAGUUCUUUGUGAUAUGACUAAUUCAUGCUCUAAAGCAAUAUCAUUUUUUGGAGUAGUACAACGUAUAUAUUCUUUAUUUGCUUCUUCUACAAAAAUAUAGAAAGUUUUAUUAGAGUAUAUUACUUUAACUCCUAAACCUUUAUCCCAACA